GCAUCUAACAGGUUGGUCUAGAUCAGGGCCCCACCCUCGCCGGGGAUGGUAAUGAGCAGUGUGAGACAGGUGUUUGUAAGUCAUUAUCCAGACCAAGCGCAGGGGAGACGGGGAAUCAUCGCCGUCCCCGGUGCCACCUCUCUCCGGUCAUCCCCGUCUCCCCCUUCCCCGACCCCUCCCCUCCCGCCCCGCCAUCCCCGAGCCAUGGCCGGCCUCCCACAGUCCUUCAGCAGCCUCAGCGGCUGCGGGCCAUCCGGCCUGGGGUGGAGGAUGAGCGGGGAGGCUGGCUUCAGCUCCUGCAGCUUCACCGGAGGAGACGCUCCCCAUUCCUUCUGCAAAGUGACCGUCGACCCCUGCCUGCUGCUGCCCCUGGACAUUAAGGUGGACCCGGCCAUCCAGCAGCAGAAGGCCCGGGAGAGGGAGGAGAUGAAAACCCUCAACGAUAAGUUUGUCUCUCUGAUUGGGAAGGUGCAGUACCUGGAGCAGCGGAACCAGCUCCUGGAAACACGCUGGGCCUUCCUCAAGGAACAGGAGUCAGGCCCGAUCAACUGCUCCAACAUCUACGAGGCCUACACCACCCGGCUGCAGACGGAGCUGGCCGAUGUCAGCCAGGAGAGGGGCCGACUGGAGGCCGAGCUGCAGCAGGUGCUGGGGAGCGUGGACGAAUACCGCAUCAGGUACGAAGAAGAGAUCGCGAAGAGGACGGACAUGGAGUUUACCUUCGUUCAGCUGAAAAAGGACCUGGAUGCUGAAUGUCUACGGAGAACUGAGCUGGAGACCAAGCUGCAGGGCCUUCAGAGCUUCGUGGAGCUGAUGAAAAACGUGUAUCAGCAGGAGCUCCAGAACCUGAUGGCGGAAGUCAAGGACGUCUCGGUGACAGUAGGGAUGGACAGCCGGUGCCAUGUCAACCUGAACGGUAUCGUGGAAGAGGUGAAGGCCCAGUACGAUGCCAUCGCAGCCAAGAGCCUGGAGGAGGCUGAGGCCUAUUCCAGGAACAGGCUGGAGGAGCGCCAGGCUCGGUCGGCCGAAUGCGGGAACAGCCUCCAGGCCAGCCGGAGUGAGAUCUCCGACUUGAACAUUCAGAUCCAGAAACUGCGCUCCCAGAAACUCUCGCUCAAGAGUCACUGCUUGCACCUGGAGGAGAGCAUCAAGGAGGCCGAGGAGCAGGGCAACGUGGCCUUUCAGGACGCCAAGGCCAAACUGCUGCAACUGGAGGCCGCCCUGCACAAGGCCAAGCAGGACAUGGCGCUCCAGCUGCGGGACUAUCAGGAGCUGAUGAACGUCAAACUUGCCCUGGACAUCGAGAUCGCCACCUACCGCAAGCUGGUCGAGGGCGAGGAGAGCAGAAUGGACUGUCCCUCCUCAGCCGUGGUCAGCACCGUCCAGUCCAGGAACAGGCCCGCCAAAGCCACCCCCUUAGGCCCCUCCCAGUCUCUGUCCUGCAAGAAGAAGUGUGAGAAGAAGGGACCGGUCAUCAAGAUCACCGAGCUGACCGAGAAGCUGCUCUCCCAGGAGUCCGAGGCCACUCAGUAAGGCGGCCCGGGACCCGGGCCUGUGCCCGGCCCCGCCUGAGCAGCGGGAAGGAUCCGGGAUAGACUCAGAAGCCGAGGCCCACGGCGGCCCCUCUCUAUCUCUUUGGUUUCCCCCAAGGGCCCGCAGGCUGGAUCUUCGACGCCUCUGGGGAUGAGGGGAGAGGCCGUGGACGGGGACCCUGGCUGACGGAUAGGGUGCGGGCUCCCCGGCGCCCCUCAACCCACACACAGGGAUAGAGUUCACUGUUAAUUGCCCGUCCCCACGGUGUGUCUACAAUGUGAGACCAGUUGGGGUGAGGCCCACCCCCUCAGGCCCGCAGAUCAGCCACCGGAACCUCACUCGUGGUGACUCCUAGUGGAAAUGUGAUUUUCUCCCAGCAGGACUGAGAGAGAGACCCAGGGCAAGAGCGGGUGAGGCUCUGGCCAGAGGUCGACCCGGGCUACGGCAGGGUGGGAGCGAAAGGCUCGAGGCCAGAGAAAGCCGGAGUCCCGUCCUGCCACUGACCCACGGUGGAGGCCGCAUGUGUGUGGGGUCAAACCUUCCAUAUUUGGGGACCAACCUGAACCCCCUCCUCUCCGCCGGGCCCCGUGUACCAGACAGUAUUAAACACCUUCUGGCCAGGGACGGAAGGAGAGCUGGGCCUGCUUCUUGGGGGUCCAGAGAGGGCAAGGGACCUGUCCAAGUCACACAUCCAGCAGAAGGCAAGAAUUUCCCACUCUGCUCCCCCUGCCCCCAAACUGCCUCCUACCCCUGCAGUUACCUAUGAGGCACCUUUGUGGGGACUGUGGAAUUGGUCUGUUUGCUCUCCCCACAACCCCAGCUCCAUUUUCUUGCCAUCAUCAGUGCACGCACACACAAACACACACACCACACCCCCACCACUAGCCCCCCCCAAUUCUCCCCCAUCUCCAUACCCUUCCCCUUCCCCACACUCACCGCCACGACUCCAACCCCUCCCCCCUCCCCCCAAGAGUAUUUGCACAGAACCGGGCUGUCGACAGAGGCUACGGCAGGGUUGGGAUUCCCAUUUCCCGGGAAUUCUAAUUUUCCAAGAAUUCCAAUUUUCAGGAUUCCUGUUUCCCACAACUUCUGCUUUGGUUUCCUUUCAAGACAAAUAUCCUCGGGCCCUCCCCCUCC
Molecule: messenger RNA, 2670 nt
Organism: Ornithorhynchus anatinus (platypus)
Lineage: Eukaryota; Metazoa; Chordata; Mammalia; Monotremata; Ornithorhynchidae
Gene: KRT80
Product: keratin 80
Exons: 9
Coding region: 46-1533 (495 amino acids)
Biological process (GO): keratinization; intermediate filament organization
Cellular component (GO): keratin filament
Molecular function (GO): structural constituent of skin epidermis
Source: RefSeq, a predicted model, not a curated record